Molecule: messenger RNA, 4601 nt
Organism: Paramormyrops kingsleyae
Lineage: Eukaryota; Metazoa; Chordata; Actinopteri; Osteoglossiformes; Mormyridae
Source: RefSeq, a predicted model, not a curated record
UUCCGCCGGGAUUCACGAUUUGGCGCGGAAAGUUGCUGUUUUGGGGGAAAGUGUCUGUGUGGCAGCAAGUGGGACAGAGUGAUUUUAUGGAUCCAGUUUGCGAUGCCGACAGGGACGUGGACGUCUCGGAUGGCGACAGAGGCAUCGCCACAUCACGCUCUCGGCGGGAGAAGAAGGAGAAGGUGGGCAGGAAGGCGGCACUGGAGAUGGUGAGGAAAGCAAAGCGUGGCGAGAAGCUCAAGUAUGAGGUGGAAGAGCUGAGCAGCGUCUACGACGUGGUGGAUGAGGACCAGUACUCCCGCAUGGUACAGGAGCGCCAGGAGGAUGACUGGAUCAUCGAUGAUGAUGGCACUGGCUAUGUGGAGGAUGGCAGGGAGAUCUUUGACGAGGACCUACAAGAUGAUGCUCUGGGCGACAGAUAUAAAGGUAAAGCUGGUGCUAAGGAUUCGGCCUCCAAGGAUAAGAAGGUGCUGAAGAAAGCUGCUGUGGCCAAACCCAACAGCAUCAAGAGCAUGUUCAUGGCCAGCAGCAUGAAGAAACCUGUUGAGAAAGAUGUUGACCUGUCCAGCGAUGCCCUGCUCGGAGACAUCCUGCAGGACCUCCUUUCUGAGAAACCAGCUGUCCUGACUCCGCCCCCGGUCGUCACUCUGAGGAAGAAGCGGGCCAUGGGAGUUCCUAUGAAUCAGUUUGCCAUCAAACCACAGACCCCCAAGGAAACUCCUCCCACUCCUCCUCCGGGGUCUAAGGUCAAGUCUGUUACCAGGGUGGUGCCUGACAGGCCGUUACCCUCUUCUGCAGCGAGGAUCCCGGCAACCCAUGCCAAGGGGGUGAAGGUGGAGGAACUGGUAGCAGGGGAGCACGAGCACGACGCUGCCCUGCAGUUUGAUGAAGGUGACUUUGACGAGCCCAUGGAGGUUGAAACCAAGGAAGAGGAGGAGGAGGAGAAAGUGAUGAAGGCCAAGAUGGAAGCCAGUGUCAAAACAGAACCCAAAUGUGAAUUUCAGGACCCUGGGCAGCAACAGAUAUGUGUGGUCUACCUUUUUGGCAAGGUAUGGAUCGAAUCCGCAAAGGCACACGUCAGCUGCUGUGUGGUCGUGAGGAACAUCGAGAGGGUCAUGUUCCUGCUGCCCCGAGAACACAAAAUGGACAUAAAGACGGGAAAGGAGACGGAGGUGGCCGUCGGCAUGACGGACGUGUACCAGGAGUUCAGUGAGCUCUCUGAAAAGCUCAGGAUCAUGAAGUUCAAAUCGAGGAAAGUACAAAAGAACUAUGCCUUUGAGGUGCCUGAUGUCCCCACCCAGUCUGAAUACCUGGAAGUGCGGUACUCUGCAGAGAUGCCACCACUGCCCUCCGACCUGAAGGGGGAGACAUUCUCUCAUGUAUUCGGGACCAACACCUCCAGCCUGGAGUACCUCCUCCUCAGCAGGAAGAUCCGUGGGCCGUGCUGGCUCGACGUCAAGACUCCCCAGUUGAGCACCCAGCCGGUGAGCUGGUGCCGGGUAGAGGCUGUGGCCCAGCAGAGCUCCUUCCUGUCAGUGGUGAGGGACCUGCCCCCCCCACCCCUGGUAGUCAUGUCCAUCUGCAUGAAGACCGUGGAGAACAAGGCACAUCAGAAUGAGAUUGUGUGUCUUGCUGCUCUCACCCAUCACAAGUUUCCCUUGGACAAAGCGGCCCCACGGCCCCCCUUCCAGACACACUUCUGCGUGGUCAGCAAGCCAUCCAACUGCAUCUUUCCCUUCGAUUUCCAGGAGGCUGUCCGGAGGAAGAAAGGCAAGGUGGAGAUUGCGCCCACCGAGAGGACACUGCUGGCCUACUUUCUGGCUAUGAUGUGUAAGAUCGACCCCGAUGUCAUUGUGGGUCAUGACAUCUAUGGCUUCGACCUGGAGGUGCUUCUGAAGAGGAUGGGUGACUGUAAGGUGCCCCAGUGGUCCAGGAUCGGCCGGCUGCGCCGCGCCAACAUGCCCAAGCUGGGGGGCCGCGGCGGCUUUGCAGAGAAGAGCGCCACCUGUGGCCGCAUGGUGUGCGACGUGCAGAUCUCCGCCAAGGAGCUGAUCCGUUGCCGGAGUUACCACCUGUCGGAGCUGGUGGCCCAGGUCCUGAAGACCGAGAGGAUUGACAUCCCCCCGGAGGAGCUUAGUGAUUUCUACAGUGACUCGCCUCGCUUGCUCCACCUGCUGGAGGCCACCUGGAUGGAUGCCCGGUUCGUGCUGCAGAUCAUGUGUGAGCUGAACGUGCUGCCGCUGGCCCUGCAGAUCACCAGCAUCGCUGGCAAUGUCAUGUCUCGCACACUGAUGGGUGGCCGCGCAGAGAGGAACGAAUACCUCUUGCUGCAUGCCUUCUACGAGAAGGACUACAUCGUACCCGACAAGCCCGUUUUCAAGAAGCUGCCAGUGGAUCCGACAGACGAGGAAGAGGAUUCAGAUCGGGUCAAAGGGAAGUCCCGGAAUGCACGCAGGAAGGCCGCCUACGCAGGGGGGCUGGUGCUGGACCCCAAAGUGGGCUUCUAUGACAAGUUCAUCCUGCUCUUGGACUUCAACAGCCUGUAUCCGUCUAUCAUCCAAGAGUUCAACAUCUGCUUCACCACUGUGGCACGAUCGGCUGAGGGCGGGUCCCGCAAAGCUGAGGAGGACGAGCUGGACAAGAUCCCCGAGCUGCCCGACCCAGACCUGGAGAUGGGGGUCUUGCCCCAGGAGAUCCGCAAGCUGGUGGAGCGGCGGAGGCAGGUGAAGCAGCUCAUGAAGCAGCCGGACCUAAACCCGGACCUCUGCCUGCAGUACGACAUCCGGCAGAAGGCCCUGAAGCUGACAGCCAACAGCAUGUACGGCUGCCUGGGAUUCUCAUACAGCCGCUUCUACGCCAAGCCACUCGCCGCCCUGGUUACACACAAGGGGAGAGAGAUCUUGAUGCACACUAAGGACCUGGUGCAGAAGAUGAACCUGGAAGUUAUCUACGGUGACACAGACUCCAUCAUGAUCAACACCAACAACACCGACCUGGAGGAGGUCCUUAAAUUGGGAAACAAGGUGAAGAGCGAGGUCAACCGGCUCUACAAGCUGCUGGAGCUCGAUAUUGAUGGCAUCUUCAAGUCCCUCCUGCUGCUGAAAAAGAAGAAGUACGCGGCGCUGUGCGUGGACAUGGCCCCUGGGGGGCGCUAUGCCACCCGGCAGGAGCUCAAGGGGCUCGACAUUGUGCGCAGGGACUGGUGCGACCUCGCCAAGGAGUGUGGCAACUAUGUGAUCGGGCAGAUCCUAUCAGACCAGAACCGGGACACCAUCGUGGAGAACAUCCAGAAGCAUCUCAUAGAGGUUGGGGAGAAGGUGGUGAGCGGGGACGUUCCCCUCUCACAGUUCGAGAUCCACAAGGCCCUGACCAAGGACCCCCAGGACUACCCGGAUAAGAAGAGUUUGCCCCACGUCCACGUCGCCCUCUGGAUCAACUCCCAGGCAGGACGCAAGGUUAAAGCGGGGGACACUGUGUCCUACGUCAUCUGCCAGGACGGCUCAAAUCUGGGUCCCAGCCAGCGGGCGUACUCCCCUGAGCAGCUGCAGAAGCAGCCAGGCCUGAGCCUAGAUACACAGUACUACCUGUCCCAGCAGGUGCACCCUGUGGUGGGACGUAUCUGCGAGCCCAUCGUGGGCAUCGAUGCCGUGCUCAUCGCUACCUGGCUGGGCCUGGACCCCUCCCUUUUCCGUGCCCACCAGCAGCAGCGUCGCGAGGAGGAGGCGGACGCCCUGCUGGGGGGCCUCCAACUUACCGACGAGGAACGCUAUAAGGACUGCGAGCGCUUCCACCUGCCCUGCCCGCAAUGCGGCGUGGACAACAUCUACGACAGCGCUUUUGAGGGGGCGGGUCCAACGCUGCAGCCCAGCUUCCUGAAUUGCUGUCAGGUGGAGUGUCCGGGCCAGCCCAUCAUGCACCCGGUCCAGAUCCAGAACAAGCUGCAGCUUGACAUUCGGCGCCACAUACGCAGGUUCUAUACUGGCUGGCAUGCGUGUGAGGACCUGACCUGUCAGAACCGGACCCGCCGGGCGCCAGCUGAGUUCUUCCGCUCUGGCCCCAUGUGCCCUGCCUGUGAGAGGUCCACCUUGAAGCCUGAGUACUCUGAGAAGGCCCUGUACACCCAGCUCUGCUUCUACAGCUUCAUCUUUGACUGGGACCACAGUGUCCAGAAAAUGCAGGCCAAGUCCGAUAAGGAUCAUGCGAAAAAAUGGCAGAAUGUGGAGACCACCUACAAGCAUCUGAAGCAGGUGCCCGAUCAGGCCCUGUCCAACAGCAGCUACUCCGAGGUUGACCUUGGCAAGCUCUUUGGGGGCCUGUGUGCCGCCUUCUAGCCAGCGCCCCCAAAACAGGGCCGGCCGGCCCCCUUACUUGACAGCUGAGCCGUCCGCUCAGUGAAAAGGAAACGGAAGGUAUUGGGCGCCGCCCUUGGCUGCUCAUUCACAACCAUUGAAAUGGAAUUUUUUUAAGGUGGGGGGGGACUUAGCAUUCAGAAGUAAAUUGGACUAACGGAAUGUGAGUUUGUGGAUCGCCUGGCAUUGGAGGGAUGGGUCUGUAAAGUUUACCUUACAUGUGAAAUAAAGUUUUGUAUGUUUUAAGCUGCA